Molecule: messenger RNA, 3071 nt
Organism: Rattus rattus (black rat)
Lineage: Eukaryota; Metazoa; Chordata; Mammalia; Rodentia; Muridae
Product: serine/threonine-protein kinase WNK3-like
Biological process (GO): protein phosphorylation; negative regulation of sodium ion transport; intracellular signal transduction
Cellular component (GO): cytoplasm; cytosol
Molecular function (GO): chloride channel inhibitor activity; potassium channel inhibitor activity; protein serine/threonine kinase activity
Source: RefSeq, a predicted model, not a curated record
CUGUAUCUUACUUUGUUGGUUAGCAGAAAUCUGAGUGAGUUUCUGACUGACAAUGUAAGAUAACAUUCCAAAGUAAGUUACUUGAGAAAGUUUACAGAUGUAGGGAUUUGCUUACUUUACUUUUAUAUUGCCACGAGCUGGAUUUACUUCUCUUUCUUCUGGUUCUGUAGUUUUGGUUCUUCUUAGUUCUGUACACUUUAAUGCUUGUAUGGCUUUACAUCACCAUCAUAUCACUUAGACACAACCAUAAUCAGGCUGCACAACAACAGCUAUAAAUAUUAAUGGAGAAACUAUGUCCCAGUUAUUUAAAUAGAGUGCCUUGCUUCUGGUCACUAUUAAUACAUACCUUAUACUUAUUUCUGUAGACCGCAUGUCAAGGUUAGGAUGUUAUGGUUUAUAAUUAUCCUUGUACCAUUGGGAAUGGAGUCAACACAAGCAAAUUUUAACUUGAUUUCUUUAUUUAAUAACAUGAACAAAUUGACAGUUGCUUAGUGUGUAAUUUGUUGAUAAAUCUUUCUACAGAUGAAUCUGCUCCUCAGUCAUCCCCAGUUGGUCGCUGGCGGUUUUGUAUCAACCAAACAAUAAAAAAUCGUGAGGCGCAGUCUCCUCCUUCCCUUCAGCCUUCCGUGGCUAUGGUGCCUGGGUUACAUCCAUUUCCUAAUAACACAAGUAAUCAAGAAAUAUCACAGGACACACUGUUCACUGUAGAGAAUAAUCCAGGGCAUCAUGUAGCUUUCACCUCCAAGUUAGAACACAAGCAUGUGGUUGAUGGUAAGAUUGGUGAACGUGCUAGUGUAGAAACGGAGCAGACGAGUAUUCCCUAUCAAGCAGAAGAUGACAAACUAAAGGCACCAGCUACUGAUACUUCCAAUUAUUCUGCUACUUUGGUGUAUCCAGAUCCAGCUGGAUGUGAGGCACUCACCAGCCAAGCAGGCAUGUUCAUACCUACAUAUCCAUGUCAGCAAGCUGCUGUUCCGGCUGAUGUGCUUAUGUCCCAUCCUGCUGAAUCAGUUCAGAUUGGCAGUAAUGCUGUUGUAACGUCAGUACUUGUAUCUUCUGAUCAAAAGCCUCAAUCCUUAUCAGUACAGCAGCCAACUAUAGAUGCAGAGUUUAUUUCACAAGAAGGAGAAACCACAGUAAACACUGAAACGAGUUCUCCUAAGGCUGUCGGUGCCACUCAGACUCCUGUCUUUGAACCAACUGUGCUUCUACCUGCGACUAUCCUGGAAUCAGAUGGGGAACGACCUCCAAAAAUGGAGUUUACAGACAAUCGAAUUAAAACACUGGAUGAAAAAUUAAGAAACCUGCUCUAUCAAGAGCACAGCAUUUCUACCAUCUGUCCUGAGAGUCAGAAGGAUACUCAAAGCAUAGACUCUCCGUUUUCUUCCUCUGCUGAAGAUAUACUAUCCUCCCCAAUGCCAGAAGUCAUAGCCAUCAGUCACUGUGGGAUUCAAGAUAGCCAAGCACAAUCCCCGAAUUUCCAACCAACAGGCUCUAAGAUUCUAUCGAAUGCGGCUGCAAGUCAGCCUGCUCAUAUACCAGUGCUCAAAAGAGACCUGAAUGUGAUAACUUCUGUACCCAGCGAGCUAUGUUUACACGAGAUGUCCCCAGAUGCUUCACUUCCAGGGGAUCCAGAGGCCUAUCCUGCUGCUGUGUCAAGCGAUGGAACCAUUCAUCUGCAGACAGGAGGUGGAUAUUUUGGCCUAAGCUUUACUUGUCCUAGUCUCAAAAAUCCUAUUAGCAGGAAAUCCUGGACUCGAAAAUUAAAAAGCUGGGCAUACAGGCUACGGCAGUCAACCAGCUUUUUCAAGAGAUCAAAAGUUCGUCAAGUGGAAACAGAAGAUAAAAGAUCAGCAAUUGCUUCUGAUCCCAUUCCGCUGACACGGGAGUUCUCAGCUGAUACUAGGGCUUUGAGUAGAUGUAAAGCGAUGAGUGGAUCAUUUCAGCGGGGUCGGUUCCAGGUGAUUACAGUUCCUCAGCAGCAGCCAGAAAAAAUGAUGUCUUUUGAAGAACAGACCGCCAUCAAGAAAACGACAGCCCAGUUUAACGAGCAAGCACUAACCUUUACUGAAGCUGCAGUGACACAGUUGAUCGAAGUGGAACCUGCCAUACCCACUCAUAAAGCUUCAGUUUCUUCACAAAAGCUACGAACUCUCUAUGAAACCUUUAAAGAAGAUAAAGGAGACCCUGAACAAGGUGACAUCUUAUCUUUGAGCACAGCUCGUGAGACCAGUGUGUCUUCAGUGAUGACAGAAAAGAAUGUGGAAGAAACUUCUACUACAGGAAUUAGUGUGCAGUCUGGGUCUGAAACGUUAGAUAAAGAAAAAGAUGAAUCAACUCCUGGGAAACAGACAUGUACUAAUGAAUGUUCAGCCACUCUUGCUGGCAGUGGAAAGUCAGUGGCAAAAGCUGGUCCAAAGAGUGGUCAGCAUUUACCAGCCCGUGCUCAAACACAGAGUUCACUCUUCUAUUCUCCAUCUUCUCCAAUGAGCAGUGACAAUGAAUCAGAAAUCGAGGAUGAGGACUUGAAAGCGGAGCUUCAAAGAUUACGGGAAAAACACAUUCAAGAGGUGGUCAGUCUUCAAACACAGCAGAAUAAAGAGCUCCAGGAGCUCUAUGAACGCCUUCGAGCAACUAAAGACAGCAAAGCACAAUCUUCAGAAGUUCCCGUGCCACCUGCAUCACCACGCAGGCCAAGAUCCUUCAAAAGCAAACUUCGAAGCCGCCCCCAGUCCUUGACACAUUCGGACAAUCUCGUUGUGGUAAAAGAUGUGCAGCGUGCGGAGAGUAAUACUGCGUCACGCCAGCAAUCGCCAGCCAGUAAGAAGGGGAUGUUCACAGAUGAUUUACACAAGCUGGUGGAUGACUGGACAAGAGAAACAGUAGGAAAUUUUCCUAGCAAGCCAAGUUUAAACCAACUCAAACAGAGCCAACAAAAAUCAGAGGCAGAAAACUGGAACAAGUUGUGAAAGCACUCCAUCUACUGUGGGAUACACAUCAACCUGGAUUUCUUCUCUCUCCCAAAUUCGCGGAGCUGUCCCGUCUUCCUUGCCACACGGACUCCCACUCCC